UGCAUUUUGUAGUCAUAAUUCUUAACAUAAGUUAAUAUUUUUGAUGUCUGUAUUGCUUGUUAUUAAAGAGUGUAGAAAUUGAUUAAUAAUGAAGUCUCAUUUCCUUAUAAUUCAAAGAGAUACUCUAAUUUGUUAUUUUCUGUGUUUUAGCUUGGUUAUUUGUCUGGUAGUUAAAAAAUUGAAAUUCAUACUUGUCUGUAAGUUUAUCUUGCUUUGUUUAUUAAGAGCUUUUGAGCUCCUAGGUCUCCAGGAAGUUACUUUGGAGAUGCUGGUGACCAUUUACUCUGAACAACUUCAGCCAUUACUUAAGGAUGUGCAUCUUGCCUCAAGGCUUAAAAUUGAAGCUCUUUACGAUCAAAUAGUUGAAGAGCAGUUUGCAGAGAUGCAACAGGUCAAGAAAGAUGAGACAUUAGAACUACCUGAUGAUCUUGACUACUUUGGGUAAAACUAU
Messenger RNA from Limulus polyphemus (Atlantic horseshoe crab), 451 nucleotides. RefSeq names its product protein MTO1 homolog, mitochondrial-like. NCBI's taxonomy places the organism in Eukaryota, Metazoa, Arthropoda, Merostomata, Xiphosura, Limulidae. The record is from RefSeq and is a predicted model, not a curated record. Bases 89 to 445 code for a protein of 118 amino acids. The transcript is spliced from 2 exons.